AGUCAGUUUCCGCCCGCUCUCUCACUUGAUUGGCUGAGCCUCUGCGCCUUCCUCCUAAAUAUCGCGAGAGAAGAGUUGCUCGGGUGAUCGGCCACUUCCGGUGCGCGGGGUUUUGAAGAUGGCGGACGACGGGGAGCAGCAACAAACUACUAAUACAGUGGAGGAGCCUCUGGAUCUAAUCAGACUUAGCCUCGAUGAACGGAUCUAUGUUAAGAUGAGGAAUGACCGAGAGCUGCGUGGCCGUUUACACGCAUAUGAUCAGCAUUUGAACAUGAUCCUGGGAGAUGUGGAGGAGACCGUGACAACUAUAGAGAUUGAUGAGGAGACGUACGAGGAGAUUUACAAAUCCACAAAGCGAAACAUCCCAAUGCUGUUUGUGAGAGGCGAUGGUGUGGUUCUUGUCGCUCCUCCUUUGAGAGUUGGUUGAUUUCUUCCUUCGUGACUGCUUGUCGUGUUACACCGGGAUUUGGAUUUGCUACGAUUACUGAACCAUUUUUGGUACCCACAGGAACUGCAAGGAUCUGUUGGCAAUUAAGUUUAGCCUUCAGAUGGCUAUAUCUUAUUGCUUUGCUAUAACAUGUUUUUUAAUAUUUCUGUGCAAGAGCACAAAACCUUAUUUUGAGGCUAAUGGCAGACGCCACAGCGUUCCUUUUUUAUCUGAUUAGAUUUUAGUUCAUGCAAGUGGGAUAAUAUAAGUUUAACAUUCUGUGGACAUAGGAUGCAUACUUAAUACAGGUUUUACUGUAUUAUGAAUGAUCUAAUAAAUUGACAUUUACCAUGAAA
Xenopus laevis (African clawed frog) is the source of this 783-nucleotide messenger RNA. RefSeq names its product LSM3 homolog, U6 small nuclear RNA and mRNA degradation associated L homeolog (gene lsm3.L). The record is from RefSeq and is a predicted model, not a curated record. Gene Ontology annotation, molecular function: RNA binding. Bases 119 to 427 code for a protein of 102 amino acids. Gene Ontology annotation, cellular component: cytoplasm; Lsm2-8 complex; nucleus. NCBI's taxonomy places the organism in Eukaryota, Metazoa, Chordata, Amphibia, Anura, Pipidae. Gene Ontology annotation, biological process: mRNA splicing, via spliceosome. The transcript is spliced from 4 exons.